AUGAGGGUAUCACCCGUAAUUUUGACUAACCACCAGAAAUGGACAUCGAAGAAGAAAACGAGGCAGGAGAGACAGCAGCCCGAGGUCGUUUGGAAGGAACCACAACGCAGCGUGCAGCCAUUUCGGAAAUGGAUCCCUCCAUGGUCCAUGAAGCGCUCAUGGGCGAUUCGGCGCGCGAAGCGAUCAUCAACAUGUACCCUUUUUAACUUCCUUCUCUCCAGCUUCGUCCAAUUCCUGCACAACUUCACUCGGAGCGACGAGGAGGGUGGAAACGGCGAGAACGUGUACAUGGAAGCGAUCCGAUCGAUGUGCAACAACAAUGAGCAGAGCUUCGAAGUGUUCUACAGCGAUCUCGCGAUGUUCGACGAGUUCACCAGCCGCGUCACCGAAUUCCUCACCGAACACCCCGAUAUCGUUCUCGACAUGCUCAACGAAGGCGCGAAGCGCGUCGUUCUCUCGGAAUUCCCCAGCUACGAAGAGGUCCACAAGGACAUCUACGUCCGCUUCCGCGACUUCGCCGUGCUGGAAAGCCUCCGCGACCUUCGCUCCUCGUCUCUGGGCAAGCUCAUCCGUACGCAAGGCGUCGUGACGCGGCGCACGAGCGUUUUUCCGCAAAUGCUCUACGUGGCGUUCCGCUGCUCCUUCUGCAAUCAAAUCAUGGAGGGCAUCAAGCAGCUCCCCGACCGCGAGGUGAAGCCCGACAUGUGCGUGUUCUGCCAGCGGAAAGGCGGCCUGCAGCUCUGCACAGAGAACACCGUCUUCCGCAACUACCAGAAAAUCACGCUGCAAGAAAGCCCGGGGUCCGUCGAGGCCGGCCGCAUUCCGCGAAGCAAGGAGGUGAUUCUGACCGCGGAUCUGAUCGAUGUGGCGCGGCCUGGCGACGAAGUGGACGUCGUGGGGUUGUACACGAACAAUUUCGAUAUGUCGCUGAACACGACGAAAGGCUUCCCCGUCUUCAGCACGGUGAUCGAGGCCAACAACGUGUCGCUGCUGAAGGACGUGAUGGGAAGCAGCGCGUUGUCGCACGAGGACGAGCAGGCCAUUCGCGGGUUGGCGGCGGAUCCGCUGUUUGAGCGACGCUUGCUGAGCUCGAUCGCGCCGUCGCUGUUCGGACACACCGACGUGAAGAUGGCGAUCGCGAUGGCGCUGUUUGGAGGCCAGUUUCGGUCGAUUGGGGCGUUGAAGGGUAGAGAGAAAGUGGAGGCGAAGCAUCGAAUCCGCGGAGAUAUCAACGUCCUGCUUCUCGGCGAUCCCGGAACCGCCAAAUCGCAGUUUUUGAAAUACGCGGAGCGGACUUCGCCGCGCGCCGUCUACACGACGGGCAAGGGCGCCUCCGCCGUGGGUCUGACGGCCGCCGUGCAUCGCGAUCCGCUCACCAAAGAAUGGACGCUGGAGGGCGGUGCGUUGGUGCUGGCGGAUCGCGGCGUGUGUCUGAUCGACGAGUUCGACAAAAUGAACGACGCCGAUCGCGUGUCGAUCCACGAAGCCAUGGAGCAGCAGUCCAUUUCGAUUAGCAAAGCCGGUAUUGUGACCACGCUGCAGGCGCGCUGCGCGGUUUUGGCGGCGGCGAAUCCGCGGACGGGUCGCUACGACGCGACGCGGACGUUUGCGGAGAACGUGGAUCUGACGGACCCGAUCUUGCAGCGAUUUGACAUUCUUUGCGUGCUGCAGGACCAAAUCGAUCCGGUCGAGGACGAGCGAUUGGCCCGGUUUGUGGUGCGAAGCCACGUGGCGUGCCAUCCUCGAAACAUGGAGAAGCGGAUGGAGGAAGAGGCGAAGGCGGACCUCGAGGAGACGGCGAUCGACGACCCUUCGAUCAAGCUGAUUCCGCAGAGCUUGCUGAAGAAAUACAUUCAAUACGCGCGAACCAACAUCCACCCGCUCAUCGACAACGUUGAUCAGGACAAGAUCGCGAAUAUCUACGCGGAGAUUCGACGCGAAAGCGUGGGGGCUGGCGGCAUUCCCGUCGCUGUUCGGCACAUCGAGAGCAUUAUUCGAAUGGCGGAGGCUCACGCGCGGAUGCAUCUGCGAGAGCACGUGCUGGAUAGCGAUGUGGAUGUGGCGAUUUCGACGUUGCUGGAGAGUUUUAUCAACUCGCAGAAGCAUUCGGUGAAGACGGCGCUCCGCCGCACGUUUAGGAAGUAUUUGGUGCGACCGGAGGACAGCUUCGCGCUGAUUAUGUAUCAGUUGAAGGAACUGGUGCGCGAGCAGCUGGAAGCGGAUGCGAUUUUGGAGAACCAGUCGAUGGAGGACGAUGUGGUGUUCCGCGUUCCGCUGAAAGUACUGGAGGAAAGUGUGCGGAAUGUGGGCGUGGAUAAUUUGUUCCCCUUCCUGGAGAGUACGAUGUUUAAAGAGAACCGGUUCACGUACGAUCCGCAGACGCAGACGAUCGUUCGUGUCUUCUCGCACGCGGCGGAGUAG
Blastocystis hominis is the source of this 2421-nucleotide messenger RNA. RefSeq lists its product as hypothetical. The transcript is spliced from 9 exons. Gene Ontology annotation, molecular function: single-stranded DNA helicase activity; 3'-5' DNA helicase activity; single-stranded DNA binding. The record is from RefSeq and is a predicted model, not a curated record. Gene Ontology annotation, cellular component: nucleus; MCM complex. Gene Ontology annotation, biological process: DNA replication; double-strand break repair via break-induced replication; mitotic DNA replication initiation. Lineage: Eukaryota; Bigyra; Opalinata; Blastocystidae. Bases 1 to 2421 code for a protein of 806 amino acids.